UAGCAAAUAACGGACGUGGUUGAAGUUUGUAAACCGAGGCGUCAGCCGAGGUUUAUAUUCAACCAAGUCCGUUAUUUGCGUAUCGGCCGUGUGUCGUUCAAGAUUUUUCGUCAUCCCAUUAUGUGGAAAUUAUAUAUUUCGACUUCAUAAAGAUCCAUCUUUUCGCAAUACUUAAAUAUAAUAAUUAUCUUGAUCAUGGUAUGCUUAUGGUCACAUGUUAGCGGUUGUCAUGGACGCAACUACUGAAAAAUAAACAAUUCGUUAAAAACGCGUGCUGAGAAGCUCUACGACGGUUUUCCAAAAAUAUGGACGUAAUUGAAGGAAAUAUCAAUAUUCCUCCAGACGUAUUAGCAGACUCCAUGGCUGCAAGUGUCGAUUUGCUACCAGAAAAGACCAGGGAGCGAUAUCAAAAAGAAUACGAAGAUUUCAAGGAAUGGCUUAAGAUUAAGAGGAUCAAUUUAGUAAAUGAAGACGUGUUAUUAGCGUACGUAAAGGGAAAAUCGGAAAUGUACUCGCCCAAUUCAUUAUGGACAAAAGUUUCAAUGUUGAAACUCACUUUGAAGGUAUAUGACAACAUUGACAUUUCAAGAUUCGGAAAAUUAUUCGCCUUUUUGAAACGAAAGUCUGAAGGUUACAGACCAAAAAAGUCUAACAUUUUGUCUGAAGAGCAAGUCAUGACAUUUUUAUUGGAAGCUGAUGAUGGUGUAUGGCUCCUAGAAAAAGUCAUCUUAAUAUGUGGAAUAUUUGGCGCUUGUAGGGGUGAUGAGCUUUUGAAGUUGAACGUGGCUCCUAGAAAAAGUCAUCUUAAUAUGUGGAAUAUUUGGCGCUUGUAGGGGUGAUGAGCUUUUGAAGUUGAACGUGGAGGACUUUGAAGACACCAACAAAAACGUAAUAGUUACAUUGCGGAUCACAAAAAAUAAGAAAAGCAGAGUGUUUCUAAUUCCGAAAGAAGGACUUCCCUUCAAUGCGUAUCAGUUAUACCAAAAAUACGCGGAAAAACGUCCUCAAAAUUUAGAAACUCGGCGAUUUUUCAUUGUCUACCGCAAAGAAAAGUGUGUUAGGCAGGUUGUGGGCAUUCAUACCAUUGGGGGUGUUCCCAGGAAAAUUGCUAAGUUCUUAAAAUUAAAAAACCCAGAGUUAUACACGGGCCAUUCGUUUCGGAGGUCAUCCGCUACCAUGCUUGCAGAAAAUGGCGGCGAUCUCCUAGCAGUGAAGGAACUUGGAGGCUGGGAUUCAUCUGCGGUAGCGGAGUCGUAUAUUGAAAAUUCUGUUUCGAAGCGAUUAAAAAUCACCAAACAACUAUUUCAAAGGUCCAAUGGAAACUCUGAAAUUACAACAUCCAUAGCCACAGCUUCUUCAUCAAGUGUAACAUCAACAGGUGAUAGUGGUCCUCAAGUUUCCUACGAUGGACUACAGAUUUCUAGCAAUAAUAACUGUCACUUUAAUUUUCAUAUUCAUUAUAAUAAGUAGUUGUUUGUAUUUCAAUAAAAGCAUUAUUUCUUAACGGCCGCAUAUGCGUCCGUUAUUUUUUAACGGACGCCGUCCGUUAUGAAUGAUAUUUCAUUUGUCAAAUG
Molecule: messenger RNA, 1574 nt
Organism: Photinus pyralis (common eastern firefly)
Lineage: Eukaryota; Metazoa; Arthropoda; Insecta; Coleoptera; Lampyridae
Exons: 2
Coding region: 306-833 (175 amino acids)
Molecular function (GO): DNA binding
Source: RefSeq, a predicted model, not a curated record